Messenger RNA from Oncorhynchus kisutch (coho salmon), 1740 nucleotides. RefSeq names its product troponin I, fast skeletal muscle-like. The transcript is spliced from 7 exons. Bases 230 to 754 code for a protein of 174 amino acids. Lineage: Eukaryota; Metazoa; Chordata; Actinopteri; Salmoniformes; Salmonidae. Gene Ontology annotation, biological process: cardiac muscle contraction; skeletal muscle contraction. Gene Ontology annotation, cellular component: troponin complex. The record is from RefSeq and is a predicted model, not a curated record.
AGAAGAGUGUCGGCCCAUUGGUCUGGGUUGGUCUCCAAGUCCAUAAAGAGUUAGGCAGGAUAGUGCUGAGCCAUCACUGGACAGCAUUAAAACAACCAUCUGUCCAGGGCUGCCGUUACAGCCACCCACCGCAGCCCUCCUCUCUGCCACUGCAGUCCCACGUUCUGUACCACUACUGCCCUGUUGGCCGGAUUAACUCAUAGAACGGUGAAAAGACCAAAGAGACAUCAUGUCUGAGAAAAAGAUGUCAUCGAGCCGCAAGCAUCAUCUGAAGAGCCUGAUGCUCCAGAUCGCCCAGGAACUGAUAGCGGAAGAGGAAGCCCAGUCUUUAGAGGACAGGAAGCAGUACAUGAAUGAAAAUAUCACUCCUCUGCAGCUCACAGGAUCCAUUGCAGAACUCCAGGACCUGUGUAAGAAGAUGCAUCAGAAGAUUGAUGUGAUAGAUGAGGAGAGAUACGACCUGGGCAGCAAAGUUGGCAAAAGUGACAAAGAGAUUGAGGAUCUGCAGAUUAAAGUACAGGACCUGAAGGGUAAGUUCAAGAAGCCCGUCCUGAAGAAAGUCCGCAUGUCUGCUGAUGCUAUGCUCCAGGCUCUGCUGGGCUCCAAACACAAGGUGUCCAUGGAUCUGAGGGCCAACCUGAAACAAGUCAAGAAGGAGGUCAAGGAAGAGGACAAAGAAUCUGUGGGAGACUGGCGUAAGAACAUCGAAGACAAAUCAGACAGAAAGAAGAUGUUUGAGACUGCUAAGGAGUAGAUGUUCCUGGAGUUCCAGACAGGAAGAUGUUUGAGACUCAUAAGGAGUAGAUGUUCCUGGAGUUCCAGACAGGAAGAUGUUUGAGACUCAUAAGGAGUAGAUGUUCCUGGAGUUCCAGACAGGAAGAUGUUUGAGACUCAUAAGGAGUAGAUGUUCCUGGAGUUCCAGACAGGAAGAUGUUUGAGACAGCUUGAACAACCUUCUGCCUUUGGUUACGAAGUUAUCCAGUUAUGACUCGUUUGUUUUGUUUGUUUGUUUUUCGUCUCUGGCUAAAUUGAUCUAAGAGGUAGUUCCAUCUCUCUAGGACUGUUGUAAACAGAUGUUAAUGAAUCUUAUGAUAUUUAAGAGGUAGUUCCAUCUCUCUAGGACUGUUGUAAACAGGUGUUAAUGAAUUGUUAUGAUAUCUAAGAGGUAGUUCCAUCUCUCUAGGACUGUUGUAAACAGGUGUUAAUGAAUUGUUAUGAUAUCUAAGAGGUAGUUCCAUCUCUCUAGGACUGUUGUAAACAGGUGUUAAUGAAUUGUUAUGAUAUCUAAGAGGUAGUUCCAUCUCUCUAGGACUGUUGUAAACAGGUGUUAAUGAAUUGUUAUGAUAUCUAAGAGGUAGUUCCAUCUCUCUAGGACUGUUGUAAACAGGUGUUAAUGAAUUGUUAUGAUAUCUAAGAGGUAGUUCCAUCUCUCUAGGACUGUUGUAAACAGGUGUUAAUGAAUUGUUAUGAUAUCUAAGAGGUAGUUCCAUCUCUCUAGGACUGUUGUAAACAGAUGUUAAUGAAUCUUAUGAUAUCUAAGAGGUAGUUCCAUCUCUCUAGGACUGUUGUGAACAGGUGUUACUGAAUUGUUAUGAUAUCUAAGAGGUAGUUCCAUCUCUCUAGGACUGCUGUGACAGGUGUUAAUGUGUGUAAUCAAAACAAUCUGUAGUUCUGUUAAGUAAUUUUGUUCCAAUUCAAUUUCUGAAAAUAAAUGAUUUGCUGGAAAAAAACCACGAUUUA